GCCUCCAACUGGUAUUGUAUAGAUAUUCUGCUUUUCUGUUUGCCCCAGGAAUUGGAUGAAGUAAUUGAUCACUAAUGAACUACCGUGCUGGUGAGAUGGGCAAGAAAUUAUAAAGAGCUCUGAUGGGCUAUUUGGGUGAUACCCAGUGCAGUGAACUGCAGGAUUCUUGUCCCUGAGUCAUGGAAGACAGAAGAGCUGAAAAGUCAUGUGAAGAAGCAUGUGAGUCACUGAAGAGGCAGGACUAUGACAUGGCCCUCCAGCACUGCACAGAGGCCCUGCUUUCUCUUGGCCAGCACUCCAUGGCAGACGCUGCAGGGCCGUGUCCAUCAGAGACAGAGCGCAUCAAGAUCGAGAGUCUUCUCUACAGAAUUGCCUCGUUCCUGCAACUGAAAAACUACGGGCAAGCUGACGAAGAUUGUAGGCAUGUACUCGGGGAAGGACUGGCCAAGGGAGAGGGUGCCUUCCGGGCAGUGCUGUGCUGUAUGCAGCUGCAAGGGAAGCUCCAGCUGGUGUCCUCCAUCCUUGCCAAGUCACUGUCAGGAGAGUCUCUGAAUGGGAUGGUAACGAAAGAUUUGACAAGACUGAAGACUCUUCUCACAGAGACAGAGACAGCAAGUAAUGUCCUCCCUGGAUGUCAUGUGGAAGACUUAGAUGAAGGGUCUUGUAAUGGUUGGCAUUUCCGCCCGCCACCCAGGGGAAUCACAAGCAGCGAGGAAUAUACUUUGUGUAAAAGGUUUUUAGAGCAAGGAAUCUGUAGGUAUGGUGCCCAGUGUACUUCAGCACAUUCCCAGGAAGAAUUAGCAGAGUGGCAGAAAAGAUACGCCUCACGGUUAAUAAAGUUGAAGCAGCAAAAUGAGAAUAAACAGCUCUCAGGCAGCUACAUGGAAACCUUGAUAGAAAAGUGGAUGAGCUCACUGUCUCCUGAGAAAGUGCUUAGCGAAUGCAUAGAGGGAGUUCAGGUGGAGCACAACCCUGACUUGUCGGUCACCGUCAACACCAAAAAAUCCCACCAAACAUGGACCUUUGCUCUGACCUGUAAGCCUGCAAGAAUGCUGUAUCGGGUAGCAUUGCUUUAUGAUGCUCAUCGUCCUCAUUUUAGUAUCAUUGCCAUAUCUGCCGGAGAUAGUACUACCCAGGUAUCACAAGAAGUCCCCGAAAACUGUCAAGAAUGGAUAGGAGGAAAGAUGGCCCAAAAUGGAUUAGAUCAUUACGUGUAUAAAGUCGGGAUAGCAUUUAACACAGAAAUAUUUGGAACUUUUCGCCAAACCAUAGUUUUCGACUUUGGAUUGGAGCCAGUACUCAUGCAAAGAGUAAUGAUUGAUGCAGCUUCUACAGAAGAUCUUGAAUACCUGAUGCAUGCAAAACAGCAGCUGGUAACCACAGCCAAGCGCUGGGAUUCUUCUUCUAAGACUAUUGUAGAUUUUGAACCUAAUGAAACUACUGAUUUGGAGAAGAGCCUUCUGAUCAGAUACCAAAUUCCUCUUUCUGCUGACCAGCUGUUUACACAGUCUGUUUUAGACAAAUCAUUGACCAAGGCUAACUAUCAGUCACGGUUGCACGACCUGCUUUAUAUUGAGGAGAUAGCCCAGUAUAAAGAAGUUAGCAAGUUCAACCUUAAAGUGCAAUUGCAGAUUUUAGCAAGCUUCAUGCUCACUGGAGUUUCUGGGGGUGCAAAGUAUGCUCAGAAUGGACAACUUUUCGGUCGUUUUAAGCUCACUGAAACCCUUUCUGAAGAUACUUUGGCUGGACGACUGGUGAUGACCAAAGUCAAUGCUGUUUAUUUAUUGCCAGUCCCUAAAGAGAAGCUAGUACAGACCCAGGGAACCAAAGAGAAGGUUUAUGAAGCUACUAUUGAAGAAAAAACAAAAGAUUAUAUAUUUUUAAGGAUAUCCAGGGAAUGCUGUGAAGAGCUUAAUCUUCGGCCUGACUGUGACGCACAGGUUGAGCUUCAGUUUCAAUUGAAUCGAUUACCCCUCUGUGAAAUGCAUUAUGCACUAGACAGGAUUAAGGACAAUGGUGUUUUGUUUCCAGACACCAGUAUGACUCCUACCAUACCUUGGAGUCCUAACAGACAAUGGGAUGAGCAGUUGGAUCCUCGACUAAAUGCAAAACAGAAAGAAGCUGUUCUGGCCAUCACCACUCCACUCUCCAUCCAGCUGCCACCCGUUCUCAUCAUCGGACCCUAUGGGACAGGCAAAACCUUCACUCUGGCUCAGGCCGUCAAGCACAUCCUGCAGCAGCAGGAGACUAGCAGGAUUCUCAUUUGCACCCAUUCUAAUAGUGCUGCUGACCUCUACAUAAAGGAUUAUUUACAUCCAUAUGUAGAAGCAGGCAAUCCCCAGGCAAGACCUCUCAGGGUGUAUUUCCGAAAUCGCUGGGUGAAGACUGUCCACCCAGUUGUGCAUCAGUACUGUUUGAUCUCAGGCGCACAUUCCACCUUUCAGAUGCCCCAGAAGGAAGACGUUCUGAAACAUCGAGUGGUGGUGGUCACAUUGAAUACUUCCCAGUACCUCUGCCAGCUGGACCUUGACCCCGGGUUUUUUACACAUAUUCUGUUAGAUGAAGCUGCCCAGGCCAUGGAGUGUGAGACCAUUAUGCCUCUAGCCUUAGCAACUAAAAACACACGGAUUGUUUUGGCUGGUGAUCAUAUGCAGCUCAGUCCUUUUGUUUACAGCGAGUUUGCCAGGGAGAGAAACCUUCAUGUUUCCUUACUUGAUCGACUCUACGAGCAUUACCCUGCCGAGUUCCCAUGUCGGAUCCUCCUCUGUGAGAACUACCGCUCCCAUGAGGCUAUCAUCAACUAUACCUCUGAGCUUUUCUAUGAGGGUAAACUGAUGGCCAGUGGAAAGCAGCCAGCACACAAGGACUUCUACCCACUCACGUUUUUCACAGCACGAGGGGAAGAUGUACAAGAAAAAAAUAGCACCGCCUUUUAUAACAAUGCAGAGGUAUUUGAAGUGGUGGAGCGUGUGGAAGAGCUAAGAAGGAAGUGGCCGGUAGCAUGGGGGAAGUUAGACGAUGGCAGUAUUGGUGUGGUGACGCCGUAUGCUGACCAGGUGUUUCGGAUACGUGCUGAGCUCCGGAAAAAGAGGCUCUCUGAUGUGAACGUAGAAAGGGUGCUAAACGUUCAAGGAAAGCAAUUCAGAGUUCUAUUUCUUAGCACAGUGCGUACAAGGCACACUUGCAAGCAUAAGCAGACACCAAUUAAAAAGAAAGAGCAACUUUUGGAAGACUCUACUGAGGACUUGGAUUAUGGUUUUUUAUCUAACUACAAACUUCUCAAUACUGCCAUCACAAGAGCACAGUCCCUGGUUGCUGUGGUGGGAGACCCCAUUGCUCUGUGCUCUGUUGGAAGGUGUAGGAAGUUUUGGGAGCGAUUUAUUGCCCUGUGUCAUGAAAAUCAUAGCCUACAUGGGAUCACAUUUGAACAGAUCAAGGCACAGUUAGAGGCUUUAGAACUCAAGAAGACAUAUGUGUUGAAUCCACUGGCUCCUGAGUUUAUCCCCCGGGCUUUACGACUGCAGCAUUCGGGAAACAGCAGCAGACAGCAGCAGUCACCACCCAAGGGGAAAGGCCUUCAUCAUCCACAGAGUGACCAUUUCCAGAAUGAUGGCAUUGUUCAGCCUAAUCCUUCUGUACUUAUUGGCAAUCCUAUUAGAGCAUAUACUCCUCCACCCCCUCUUGGACCACACCCAAGUUUGGGAAAAUCUCCAAGCCCCGUUCAGAGAAUAGAUCCUCACACUGGGACGAGUAUUCUUUAUGUACCUGCUGUCUAUGGAGGGAAUGUGGUCAUGUCGGUGCCUUUGCCUGUACCAUGGACAGGGUACCAGGGUAGGUUUGCAGUCGAUCCUCGGAUUAUUACACACCCAGCAGCGAUGGCCUACAAUAUGAACCUGUUACAUACACAUGGACGUGGGUCACCGAUCCCUUAUGGCCUUGGACACCAUCCACCUGUCAACAUUGGGCAGCCACAGAAUCAGCACACAGAGAAGGAUCAGCAGGAGCAAAAUCGAAACAGUAAAACUGAUACAAAUAACCCCGGUCCUGAAAUUAAUAAGAUCCGAACACCAGAGAAAAGGCCUACAGAGCCCAAACAGGUUGAUUUGGAAUCAAAUCCACAGAACAGAAGUCCUGAAUCCCGUCCCAGCAUUGUUUAUUCCAAUUCCAAAUUUCCUCGAAAAGAUAAUCUCAACCCAAGACACAUAAAUCUCCCUCUUCCUGCUCCACACGCACAGUAUGCAAUCCCUAGCCGCCAUUUUCACCCUCUUCCUCAGCUACCCAGGCCACCAUUUCCCAUUCCCCAGCAGCACACCUUGUUAAACCAGCAGCAGAAUAAUUUGCCUGAACAACCAAAUCAGGUGGCACCCCAGCCAAAUCAGGUGGCACCCCAGCCAAAUCAUGUGGCACCCCAGCCAAAUCAGGUGGUCCAGCAGCAAAGCCAGGUACCUCCACAGGCCCCGCAGCCAUCGCCUCAACUCUCUCCUGCAUUUCAGGCGGGGCCCACCAAUGCACUUUUCAAUAAUGCAGUUGCUCACCGACCACAGUCUCCUGCUGCAGAGGCUGUGGUUCCCGAGCAGCAGCCAACGCCCGUGCUUCCUGACGGUCACAGUCCACUGAGAGCCAUCACACAGCCUGCUCCCAUCCUGGCUUCACCUCUGAACAACUUUGUUGAUGAGAGCUCCCCAGGAUUGCCUGUAGGAGAAGCUUUGGAUGGAGUACAUGGAGGCGUAGCUCUGGAGACAUUGAGGCAGCAGCAGGCACGGCUACAGCACUGGAGCGAGCACCGCGCCUAUCUCAGCCAGGGCAGCAUCCCAUACCCACACCAUCACCACCCUCACCUCCCGCAUCUUCCCCAGCCGGCCAUGGGCCUCCCCCAGCCGCCAGGGAGGGCAGAGUGGAAACUCGCCAGCAGAGUUGACGACGACGCAGAGACAACGUUCUCCAGGUUUCAAGACUUACUCAGAGAGCUGUCUCAUCGUGAUCAAGGUGACACUCGAGAACUAGCUGAAAUGCCACCACCUCAAUCAAGACUUUUGCAAUACAGACAAGUUCAGACUAGAAGCCCACCAGCAGUCCCGUCUCCCCCUUCCAGCACAGACCACAGUAGCCACUUUUCUAACUUUAAUGACAACAGCAGAGACAUUGAAGUAGCCAACAGCCCAGCAUUCCCACAGCGCCUCCCACCUCAGCUAUUUGGCUCCCCCUUUUCGUUGCCAUCUGAACACCUUGCCCCACCUCCCCUGAAAUACCUGGCUCCCGAUGGAGCAUGGAAUUUUGCUAACUUGCAACAGAAUCACUUAAUAGGGCCAGGCUUUCCCUAUGGCCUACCUCCAUUGCCUCCCAGGCCACCGCAGAACCCUUUUCUACACAUACAGAACCAUCAACAUGCCAUUGGUCAAGAGCCAUUUCACCCACUGUCAUCUCGCACAGUGUCUUCCUCUUCGCUCCCCAGCCUAGAAGAGUAUGAGCCCAGAGGACCUGGUCGGCCCUUGUACCAAAGAAGAAUUUCAUCUAGCUCAGCCCAGCCUUGUGUGGAAGAGGCAAGCACUCCUCAAGGCAGCCUGGCUCAGGGCAAAGAACUACAGGACCACAGCCGCCCACCUGCUUUCAGCUACCCAGCCCCUGAGUCCUGGGCCAACACCACCUCGUCUGCCCCCUACCAGAACAUUCCGUGCAAUGGACCCAGCAGGACAGCUCAGCCCAGAGAGUUGAUAGCGCCACCCAAGACUGUCAAGCCCGCUGAGGAUCAGCUGAAGCCCGACAGCUCGGAGGUGUCCAGUUCCUUCAACUACACGGUGCUGCAGCACCUCGGCCAGUUCCCACCCCUCAUGCCCAACAAGCAGAUCGCAGAGUCGGCCAACAGCAGCAGCCAGCAGAGCCCAGCAGGGAGCAAGCCUGCGAUGUCCUAUGCCAGUGCGCUGCGGGCCCCGCCCAAGCCCAGGCCACCACCCGAGCAGGCCAAAAAGGGCAGCGACCCGCUGUCCCUGUUUCAGGAGCUCAGCCUGGGCAGCAGCCCGGGCAGCAACGGCUUCUACUCCUACUUCAAGUGACCGGGCUCUUGGAGUGUUCAGUUCCUGUUUAUCAGUAGGGUUGAGGUGGCAGGCUCCUCUGUGUGCAGCCUCUGCGAAAUGUUGACCGCGCUCUCACUCAGUCCCCUUGCUGCUAGACCUGCGCCUAAGUUUAAAAGUAUAUUCCAUUAUUUUGCAUUUUUGAUGUGAGUCAGAACUUUGACAGCUUUUAUGUAGAAUAAAAAUAUUUUUAAAUUUGUGUAUUGUUACAUAUGUUUGCAUCAAGCUAGCAGCUAAGAGGUUAAUUGUGCAACUAUAAAAAAAAGAAAAAAAGUUUGUCUAAAAUGUAUUUAAAAAGGAAAAAAGUUAAGUAGCAUUUACAUUUAUUCAAUAAUAUUACCACAUGCUGGGUUUCUGUACCAGAAAUGGCCAGUUGAUGUACAAAUGUAUGUUAUUUUUGCUUAAAUUCAUUUAAAAAUUUUUUUAAAUAAAAGGGCAGCAUCUUCUAAAUACUUUAUCAGCUUUUUUUUUUUGUUUUGUUUUUUUGUUUUUGUUUUUUUGGUGACAGGAUGCUGCGUUCUAAAACUUUGAGAGUUUUAGCCUAUCUGUGACAUGCUGUUCUCUCCAUCAGCAGGGGUAGAGAUCACGGACUUCCUUGCCCGUGUAUUCUGUAUGCCACUGGGUUUUGAAAUGUGAAAAAGAAAAGAAAACAAAACAAAACAAAAAAAACACCCCAAAACCCAGUGGCAUAAUUAGUUGGUUUUUUUUGUUUUUGUUUUGUUUUGUUUUUUUUUUUUGAAAAGCAACACAUUCAGCUUAUUUUUAAUGUUAAUUUGAUAGUGUGUGUUUUUGUUUUUUUUUUUGUUUGUUUUUUGUUUUUUAAACAAAUCAUGAAGCUGAAAAAUUUUUAGGAUUGUUGGUGCUUAGUAGACUUGAUAACUAUUUUAAAACUGCGUGAGUUUAGUGGAAAAAAAAAAAAACUUCUUUCUCAUUCUGCAUGUGUAAGUGUUUGUAGCCUAGCCCCUUCUCCAGGGCAGCAAGAACUGUGCCGACUAAAAGUUUGGGUUUCUUUUCCUCCAGUGAAAAUUUUGGUACCUUAUUUGAUGUUUACAUUAAGAUAUGACAUUACACAUGGCAAUUCUAAGAUUUUUCUAGUUGUUCUGUUUGAGAAAGAUCAUUAAAGAAAAAAACAAUGUCCAAAAGUCGAUCAAAUCUGGGGCAUGUUUCAUAUCUUUUGAUUCUUCUGAAAUUCCCCCUUGAACUCAUGAAAAAUAUGAAAUUUCAACAACUGUCUACAGUAGUCUGCAGCCGGACAGUUGUUUUGAAUGAACAUUGAGAGGGAAGAAGAGGCUAUCCUUCUCUUCAGUUCUUUAAUGCGUUUGAAGUAAUGAAUGUCCUUGGUGUUCCUGAUCCAGUAGCUAUGAUUUUAUAUUUCAGAGGUAUCUUGAGACUACAAUAUAUUUUUUUCUUUUUAGAUUAAGAUGAGGCCAGGGGAUGUUUCAGAAGAGCCCAACCUUCCCAAUGAUCAUUGAAGCAUAGUUUUCUGGAAGACUGUUUUGAUAGAACAUUUAAAACUGGUUGACGGUGACAAGGGGAAGGUAGAAUUACUUCUAUCUCUAUGACUAGGGGUUAGUUUUUGGCGGCCAUCUAUGGCUUCCUGUAACCCCCAGACAAUGCAGGAUAGAAGGCUGGGUUGGUUAAGGGCUAGCCAACUCUAGGACCAAUGUUGCAGCCUCUCUUAAGUCAAUUCCACCUUUGUGCUCAGGGCUGAGCGAUGGGUACCUGACCUCCUGUCUCAGGCUGAACACCUCUUUUGGGGUUGCAGAUGUGGACCCACAAACUAGAGAGGUGUUCCUGGAUAGUACAGAUCACAGCAGGGAAGUGGAUCCAGUGAGCCAGGGCAUCCAUCACUCUCUCUGCUUGAUGUGACAUCCCCACAUAUUGCUGGGCAUGUUUAGGUUGAACAAGACAACUUUUGCCCCAGGGCUCUGUGUAUUUCUAACUCUGUGCCCAAACAAGACCCAGGACUCCCCCAUGAUGAGACUGUGUGUUCCAUCACUGAUAGCCCCCACCCUCACACAUGCAGACACACAGGACAGCAGUACAUGCUGGGCAAGUGUUGAGAGCCAUUUUGCUAAUUCAGGCAGAACUAUACCGUCCGCUUUCGGUUCCUCUCUCAUCAGCGGAUUAUUGCCUAGUUUCUGUUUCUCAUACUUGAACCUUUAAAAAAAUAACAGUUUUUAAAUUAUUUAUAUUUAGUUAAAGUGACAUGUGCUGUGUCCUAUCAUUUUAUAUAAAAAUACCGAUGGUGGGACACCUUGGAUGAGGAACCUAUCGGGUUGCAGUGACAUUCUCAAAGCGGUUAUUUCUAAGAAAUGACACUAGCUACUUACUUACUAGGUGACUGCUCUGUUGUGAGUGUCUGAGUGUUCCCAUUUCUCUUGUGUCCAUGUUUUCAUGUUCUUCAUACAGUGCUUAUUUGAACCUGGUUUCCUCCUUCCCAGCGUUACUCCUGUCUUCCUGUCCAGGCUCGAAGGAGUCUGUACUUAUGCCCAGCAUCUUGUACCAGUGUUCAGCAGAUCUUACCAGAAGGACCACUGUGAGUUCUCACUGCUGCUCUUUGCUGUUACUCGGGUAGUAUUAGCAGGGUUAGUCAGUGUCAUGAAAAUACCUUAUUUCAUUCAUUAGUUGCAAUUUUUUAGAGCUCAGAUGGAGCAUACAUACGUGUGUGUGUGUGUGUGUGUGUGUGUGUGUGUGUGUGUAUUUAUGUGUUCGUUUACAUACAUAAGCACACUUUUUUUUUUUUUUUAAGAAAACUUGAUAGCUCUGUGAACUUGAUGCUCUGUGAUGCCCUUUUGUUCUGGGCAGAUUCUGAGGCUGUUUUAUGAUUUCUUUCAUUUCUUUGUUCUUUUUUAUCAGUGGAGUUUCCUUGUCCUUGCCAAUUCUGUUGUUAGUCAUUUCACUACAACUUGAGGUAUUUCUUUUCCCUCUCUCCAUUCUUUCCUUCGUCUUUUUCCCUUUCACUCUUUUAGGUGAUAAUUUAUAGAGUAUUCAUGCUAAGUUUGGUUCCCCUUCCCCUCUUGAUCUAAGAAUGAAUUCUUGUUGAAAUUUGAACAACCUCAUUCAUUGUAUCAUGGAUAUUUUCUGGUGUGUUUUUCAAAGAAGUCAAUUCUAGCUCGGCCAUUGCUAAUCAUAAAGUCUUGUCCUUGAUCAGUCAUUAAAUAAUCAGUUUGACCAUUCAAACUAAUGACCUCAGCCUUCCUGUCUUCACACAGACAUGCUUUCUGUGUGGACCAACUUGUAUAAAGAAAACAUCUAACUAUGUGGUUAUUUUUUUCUUUUGUUUCAUUCUAAUCAAGAUUGUAGGACAAGUUCAGAUUUGGUCUAAGCAUCAACUGAUCUCUUCUGUUCAGAGAAUUGCAGGGUAAGUAAAAUCAGCAAGAAUCUUGUGGAAUAAGCAUUACCCAAUUAAACAGAGCAGCCUCUAAAGCCUAUUUAUGAACGAGGUUUCCUUGUUUCUGAAGGCAUUGCAGUCCUGGGGACGCUAGCCGUCUUUUUAACCUUGAGUUCGUAUGUUGUGUUGUGUUGCCUAGUGUAGUUGAUGGCUCUGUUUGAUAUGUUUCAUUUUGAGAGCAGAAUUGAAAACAUAAAAGAAUGUAUCUCUAGUCAGGGUGUGAAAAUUUUAGGUUAAAUCUGAGCAUUUCAACUAUUGUCAUGGAAAAAGUUGGAUUUCCUAAAAUAGUUGAUUUUUAGGAGAUGCCCAUGUGUGAAUCAUUGCAUAGUGGAGAGUUUUGCUAUUAGAAAAGUUCUAUAAAAAUACAUGAUUAAAACUUCCCAUAUAGUAAAACAUACAUUAUUUAGGCUGUUCAUCCCUUCCUGCCCACUUCUCCACUUCCUCAAAGUUAAGCUUGUCUUUUCUUAUUAAGUAGACAUUUUUCGUGCCUACCCCUCAACAUAUGAAAGCCCUGCUUCUACUGUUUCCCCGUGUGUCUUCUUGCUUCUGGGUGCAAAUGUCUUGGUAGAUCUGACUUGUCAUCUGAUCGAUAUUCAAACUGCCCAUCGAUGAGAAGAAAGUGAGUGAUGUUUUAGCUUGUGCUUCUUCAGAAUAUGACUUCGAGUGUCCCCCACAUCACGUCCCCCGGUCACCAGAGCACUUGCUACAUACAGUAGGCAUCUUCCCAUCUCCCUCUGAGACAAUGAAGCUGCCAAGUUCACACUUGCCAGUUUCAUCCCUGUUAAAUUAGCAAUCCCAAAAACCCUGGAAGGAGGGGAUUUUUACUAGGGCUUAACAUUCUAAUAAGAUACCAGAAAGUGGCAGCAUGCCAUCACCUCUAAGCUAGAAUAUCAGGUUUAACAGUUGUGUGUGUGUGUGUGUUUUUUUUUUUUUUUUUAAGUUUUAGUGUAACAUUCAGACAUUUGAACCUACUGAAAAUACCUACUUUAGAGUGAUCUUUAAAGAAACCUCAUUGUUUUAAAAAAAUGUUUUGUAAGGGAGGUUCCUAAUAGAAUCUAGACUUAGGCUUGUAAGCUGAGGUUAAGCAGCCCAUUUAUACAGUGGUAGCCUGAGGUUUUCUGAAAUGAGUUUCAAGAGAAAGCCCGUGUGUCUUGUAGUUUCAGUCAUCAGAGUGGUAGACCAGACUUUACUUGCAAUUUGUUCAACAGAGAGAUUUUAUUUUGAUACAAAUAUUAAACAUAAAGCAUAGUAAGUUUUAUAUAAUUCUAUAAGUUCAUUAAACAAUAUGAGAUUUUCAGUAUGUUUUGGGGGUCUUUUGGCUAUUUCUACCUCAUCUGAGGUCUCUUCUGUACUUUAUUUAGCAUACUAGCAUGUGUUGCCUGCCUUAGAAUGACGUAUGGGAGGGGAAAUCAAUAUUACCUUUGAAGAAAAUUUUGAUUUUUAUGGAAUAAUUGUUUUACUAUUUUAAUGUUUGAAACUGAAGGUGGAAAGGGUGGCAGAUUAUAUACAGUGAUAGCUAUUUACAAAUCUAUCAUAUUUUAAGAUUUUAGAAUUCUGAGCAAGAUCAAGCAAAAAAAGAAAAAAAAGGAAAGAAAAAAAAGUUAAUGUGAAGCUGAAGCCAGCCUCAGCUUUCUUUCCCUGGACGGGUUGUUGAAAGACAGAUCGCUGUUCCCACCCCCAGGGUGGCCACCACAGCUGUCCAGGGAGCGCACUUUGAAGACUGCUGGUCUAGAGAAAGUUGGAGGUUUUUCAUUGCUUUACUCUUGGGUCAUUUUAAUCAUUCUGACACAAAGAAGUGACCCAUUCGUGGACAAAGCUCUCUCUACCUUUGGGGUCUCUGCCGUUUCUCCUCAUUAGGGUGCAGGGGCGCUUUCAUUUCUAGGGUGAGUUUGUGGUUAGGGACGCAGCUGCCUGGCUGUCGUCUGGAAGCUGUGCAUUUGUGGGAUAUGCCUAGUCCCUCCACUUGGAGACAGGAUUGUGGAAAGAAGCCAUUGGUUGCCCCGAAGAGUGCGUUUGCACUUACUGAGGCUCUUAGUGCAGGAGUCCCUGUCCUAGAGUGGCAGUGACAUGGAGCAUCAGAAACAUUGGAUAGUCUUCAAAUAAUGGAGUCUAUAGCUUUCAAUCUUUUUCUUCUUCUUUGAUAUGCGUGUUGGGGGUGAGGGCAAAGAAUUUCCUUUCAUAUUGUAUGUUUCUCAGGUUAACAAAGUUAUUUUGGGUUCUCUGCCAUGCCAGCAGGUGUUAGGGAGAGCAUGAGUGUUGUAUGUGGCAGAAAAGAAGCAGUUGUUUCCAAUUCCCUUACUACCUUGAAGAACUCUGUAUGUUUGCAGAAGAGUUGAGGGGAACACACCACCUCCACAGCAUGAGUGACUCCUAAGUCAUAGCAGACACAGAUGAGCAAGUUAUUUUUGAGAAACUGCCUACAACAGAAUAAACCUGACAGGUCUAUGGAUAGUUUUACAUGUGUGUGUUGUGUUUAAUGUUCAGCCUGGGCUGCAGUUCUGCAGGUGUUGGGCUCUGCUUCUCAUUUUUAGUUUGGCUUUGAAUUUACUGAUACUAGCAAGAAAACCAAUCUAUGUUUAAGGUAAUAGAAUGUAGAGUGGCGUAGGCGUAGAAGUAUAAUCCACAGUGGCCAUCCUAGAAUGCACAGUUUUAGAAUUCUUAGCCCCCAGUACUUACUACAUGAAAGGCCCCAGAAGCUUUAGCUGUGCAUUGCUGGUGUGUCCAGCACAGCUAUCUCUAUGCACCCCCAGCUUCUAAGGGACUUUGGUUUAUUUGCGAUUUGCCUUGCAUGAUACCACUCUGUAUCUUUUGGGAGGUCAGAGGACUCUUUUGUCCAGGUUAAAGUUCCAAAGUGUCAGUUAUACUUGAGACUGUUUCUCAGCAACACCUUUCCCACACAUUCAUAUGAAGCGUCCUGGAUUUUCAUGUACCAGGACCACACCUGCUCCUAUAAAUCCGUGUAUAUGACAUUCUGUACGUCAAGUACUGUAUCUUGUUUCCGUGUCAGCCACCUGACCUGAUUCUCUGAAACCCAUAAAGGUACUGGUUAUAUGUACUAGUUGCAGGGGAAUAGAUGGUUCAAAUACUUUCUCUAAAUUAUAAAGCUAAUGGGGUUUGCAUUAUAGUAAAGGUCCUAAUUGUUAAUGACACAGGCUCUUUUUAAUGUUUUAAAAAAUAAAAUUCUCUAAAUGUGGUCAGCGGUGGAUAGGAACUGCCACAUAGUAGACUCAUUGUGGGUCUUGUAUGGGAAACCUUCACAAGGGAGGGCAUAUAAAACCACCCUGGUCCGUUUAUCUUACAAGCACCACUUAUUUGCAUCUAAUUAAGCAUCAUCUAUGGCAAAAGUAAUAACAAUGACUGUGUUCCUCUGCAGUUUAUCAUACCUCAUCUGGGAGGCCCUAAUACCUAAAGAGUUUAUUCUUCAAAGUAAAGAUGAUUUUGUAUCAUAAGAUAACCCCAGAGCUACCCUCCAAGGCUUUUCUUUUCUCCUUUCUUCGUCCUUCCUAACUUGGUUUUGGGGUCCCCUUAGCUCAUGCUACUUCCUUAGGACAUGUUUUGAGUCCGGGAGUCUACAGUGUGAUCAUUGUCAGUGAAGUUCUUUUGUUUUAAAAGAUUCAUGGUAACACAAAAUGUAUUUUACUGCUACAACUAAAAUGUAUUUAUAAUAAAAUGCCUUUUUAAUAAUUCA
Molecule: messenger RNA, 13150 nt
Organism: Cricetulus griseus (Chinese hamster)
Lineage: Eukaryota; Metazoa; Chordata; Mammalia; Rodentia; Cricetidae
Source: RefSeq, a predicted model, not a curated record